This is a messenger RNA of Spinacia oleracea (spinach), 354 nucleotides long. RefSeq lists its product as uncharacterized. The record is from RefSeq and is a predicted model, not a curated record. Gene Ontology annotation, molecular function: RNA-DNA hybrid ribonuclease activity; nucleic acid binding. The transcript has a single exon. Bases 1 to 354 code for a protein of 117 amino acids. Lineage: Eukaryota; Viridiplantae; Streptophyta; Magnoliopsida; Caryophyllales; Amaranthaceae.
AUGGCUGAAGCCCUAGCCCUUCAUAAGGGCAUCCAAGAGGCUAUCAAACUGAAUAUUAAAGAUAUCUACAUCGAAGGUGACAACCUACUUGUGAUCAACUCGCUAAAAGGAAUCUGGACCCCCCCGUGGAAGCUUCAAAACAUUAUUCAAGAUAGCAGGACUCUUCUUCAGCAUUUUCACUCUACCCAUAUCAAACAUAUCUUCCGUGAAGCAAAUAGAGCAGCAGAUUGGAUAGCUAAUGUAGGACAUCUUAUUGUUGAACCACUGUGUAUUCCCCCGAACUCUAGCCCUAAUUUAGAUAAUAUUGUUCAAAGUGACAGCUUAGGUUUCACCCUUGUGCGAAGGGGAACCUAG